Messenger RNA from Pelodiscus sinensis (Chinese soft-shelled turtle), 1830 nucleotides. The record is from RefSeq and is a predicted model, not a curated record. NCBI's taxonomy places the organism in Eukaryota, Metazoa, Chordata, Testudines, Trionychidae.
AGCAUCUCCAGGACGGGCUUCAGAGGGACUCAUUUCCCUUCACUCUGCACUCCUCUCUUUGCCCUUCUUCGCUAGGCGAUUCCUCUCCUCUUCAUCUUCCCCUCUCUUUAGAAAGGAGCAGCCAUGUAUGUGCAGAGGGACACGAAGUCCUCUGGAGGCAGCAAAAAGAGCUUUAGCUCCCACUCUGCCGUCGGGACAAGUGGCGGACUGGGAAACCGAGGCAGGAGUUGCUACAGCGUCUACUCUUCCUCCGGGGGCCAUGGAGGUGGUGUCCGCGGUGGAGGUUUUGGGAGCAGGAGCAUGUAUAACGUAGGCGGCAAUAGAGCCAUUUCCAUGGCGAGCUGUAACACUGGAGGAUACGUGUGCAGAGGUGGCUUUGGGGGUGGGGCUGGUGGGUUGUGUGGCGUAGGCGGAGGUGGAGGCGGAGGAGCCGGUGGCUUUGGAGGGGGUGUGUGUGGCUAUGGAGUAGGCGGUGGCUUCGGAUUUGGUGGACCUGGCGGUGGACCUGGCUUCCCUGGAGGGCCUUGCAUGCCUGGCGGGGGGUUCCCUGGAGGGCCUUGCAUGCCUGGCGGGGGGUUCCCUGCAGGGCCUGGCGGGGGGUUCCCUGGAGGGCCUUGUGGGGGGUUCCCUGGAGGCAUCCAGAACGUUCAAAUUGACUCCAGCCUCCUGAAGCCAAUCAAUGUGGAGAUCGAUCCUCAACUCCAGCAAGUGAAAACAGAGGAGAAGGAGCAGAUCAAAACCCUCAACAACAAGUUUGCAGGCUUCAUCGACAAGGUCCGGUUUUUGGAACAGCAAAACAAAGUUCUGCAAACCAAGUACGACCUCUUACAACAGCAAGGCGGAACAAUCAAAUGUGACCUGACGCCUUACUUUGAGAAAUAUAUAAUGAACCUGAAGGGAGAGGUGGAGAAAAUUAAUAAUCGGAAGCUGCAAUACCAGUCCGAGUUGGAGGACUUGCAAUCAUAUGUUGCCGACUUCAAGAAAAAGUACGAAGAUGAAAUCAACAAGCGCACGGAAGCCGAGAACGAAUUUGUGCUGCUCAAGAAGGAUGUGGAUUCUGCAUACUUGUCUAAAGUUGAGUUGGAAACCAGGGUGAAUUGUUUGACUGAUGAAAUCAACUUCUUGACGCACGUGUAUGAUAUAGAGAUUAAUUCGCUGCAAACUGUGAGUCGGGACCUCUCCGUGGUGGUCAACAUGGACAACAACAGGAGUCUUGACAUGGAGGGGCUCAUCGAGGAGGUCCGUUGUCAGUACGAGGAGAUCGCGAGGAAGAGCAGAGCCGAGGCGGAGGCGUGGUACCAGAGCAAGUACGAAGAGCUGCAGAGCGCAGCCGGGAAAUACGGCGACAGCCUGCGUAACAGCAAGGCGGAGAUCCAGGAGCUCACGAGGAACAUCCAUAAGAUGCGGGCAGAAAUUGAGAGUGUGAAGAAGCAGAUUGCCCAACUGCAGACAGCCAUCGCCGAUGCUGAGCAGAAGGGCGAGGCGGCUCUCGAGGAUGCCAAGAAGAAACUGGCAGAGCUGGAGGCCGCCCUGCAUAACGACAAGAAGGAUCUGGCGAACAUAAUGAAAGAGUACCAGCAGGUUCUGGGCAUCAAAAUGUCCCUAGAUGUAGAGAUCGCCAUGUACAGGAAACUGCUGGAAGGAGAGGAGUGCAGGCUCGCCGGAGGUGGCCAGUCCAACGUGAGCGUCUCUGUGGUAGGCAAGACCUGCGUUGCUGGAGGCGGCGGCGGCGGCAUGUACGGAGGUGGCAUCUGUGGCGGCGGCGGCGGCGGCGGGGUUCUAGGCUUAUGGUACAAGAUUGAAGAGGUCUCUGGUGAAGAACCCGAAUGA